Cyphellophora attinorum is the source of this 432-nucleotide messenger RNA. RefSeq lists its product as uncharacterized. The transcript has a single exon. The coding region runs from base 1 to 432 and encodes 143 amino acids. Lineage: Eukaryota; Fungi; Ascomycota; Eurotiomycetes; Chaetothyriales; Cyphellophoraceae. The record is from RefSeq and is a predicted model, not a curated record.
AUGGCCACCCAACCACCCAAACCCCGCAACCUCCUAAUCUUCGGCCUCGCCCCCUCCCCCGACCCCAACACACCCUGGCCCGCCACUCGCCUCAACGCCGCACUCGAAGCCCAGCAAUCUCUGGCCAAAUCCUCUCAUUGGUCUCUCACAGUGCACACCGUCGACCCAUCUGUUCCAACACAGACCAGCAUCGCUCAGAUCCAGGAGGUCCUGCGUAGCAAACCGCACUGGGAUGUGGUUGGUAUUGGGUUUGGGUUGAGAGGGAAUCUGGGGUUGACGGGGUGGUUUGAGCGUUUGGUGAAUGUGGUCGUCAGGGAAGUCGGCGCGAAGGGGACGUUAUUGGGGUUUCCGACGAGUCCGGAUCGGUUGGUGCAGGAUUCGGAGGAGUUGGUUGCGAGGGAAGCGGCGGAGAGGGGCGGUGGUGAGACUUGA